AUGAAACCUUCUUCACCAUUAGAUAAUACAACACACCCAUCCUCCUAUUAUUACAACUCCAAUUCUAUUUUCACCAUAUUUUUUUUCCUUAACAAUUCAACAACAAGAAUAACUUUGGAAACCAUGAGAAGAAAGCCACGAACAACGCUCUUCAUCUUUCUACUAGCCAUUCUCGUGUUCGCAGCUUAUUCUCUUCUUCUCUCUCGUCAUGCCGUUUCCCACUGGCAACCCGAUUUCGACCUCGACGAUCUCCCAAGGAAGCUCAACGCAAAAAAUCACGUUUCCCAUAGUAUCGUUAAUAACGAGUUUCAGCAUCAAUCACGCCGCGUUUCUUCCAUCAACUUCAAACAAUCUUUCUCAUCGGUUUCCAUUUUGUUACCUGACUGGGAGAUUCUUCUUCUCGUUUCGCCCAACACGCGCUUAUCUUCUUCUUCCGAACAAUUUAACUGUCUUUUCCAGAACACUCACAUGUCUCCGGCCAGAUUCUCCGGUGUCUUACCUUUCACCAACCGUACAACGUUCAAGUGCUUCAUGCCGGAGUCAGCUCGCCGUCGGAGAAUAUAUCCACAGCCUAUGUUGGUGACUGGACAAUCAGACAAUGAAUCUCAUGAUCAACAUCCAACACCGGAGCUUCUCAGGUGGAAUUUUCUCGUCUACGAGUCGUUUUCCACGGAAGACGACGUAGUUUUGUUCGCCAAAGGUGUGACUCAUCGUCAAGGUUACGAUCUUCCUCCAAAGGAAUUCAACUGUGUUUUCCAAAUCGGAAACGGAAUUCGCACCGCCGUUACAAGCUCCGUUCAAGAGGUUUUCCGAUGCCACCAUCCAGAUCCGGCUAGUUUAGGUUCAAAUUCGAGAAUCGGAGUUUCCUUAGAGAUUAUUGGGAAAAAAAUAGUGGUUCCUUCCGUAGCGUAUUACUUACCCAGGCCCAAACCAAGGCCCAAAAUUAAGCCCAAUCAAAACGAUUUCCGCUUGCAAAUGUUUAGGUCCGAGGCCCAUUUACAGGCCCAAUUAGAAACCCAGCCGAAAUAUUUCCUAUGUGCAUGCACCAUGGUUUAUAACGUAGCGAAAUUUUUGAGAGAAUGGGUUAUGUAUCAUUCAAAAAUAGGAGUAGAAAAUUUUUUAUUGUAUGAUAAUGGAAGCGAUGAUGAUUUACAUGGAACAAUCAAAGAGCUUCGUGAUGAAGGCUAUAACAUAAGCACUUUGCUUUGGAUUUGGCCAAAGACUCAAGAAGCUGGAUUCUCACAUAGUAUUCUUUACUCAAAAUCCAAAGGGUUAUGCACUUGGACUAUGUAUGUAGAUGUUGAUGAAUUCGUGUAUUCACCAUCUUGGGGUAAUAAUAAUGAUGGUGAUGAUGGUAUUAAUGGAAAUGGGUCCCACAUAGAAGAUGAAAAUGAGGUUUUACCGUCGUUGAAAUCAAUGUUACCGCGGGAAAAUGAUGAUUAUUACAAUGGUAGAGGUGGUAAAAUUGGACAAGUGUCAAUGAUGUGUUUAGAAUAUGGGCCAUCAGGUCAACAACAACAUCCUAAAGAGGGUGUAACACAAGGUUAUACGUGUAGGAGAAAAGUGGAACAGAGACACAAAUCGAUUGUGUUGGUGGAAGCGGUUGACAAGAGUUUAUGGAAUGUAAUACAUCAUUUUGAGGUGAAUCAGAGAGAGGGGUUUAGGUCGAAACAACUAGGUCCGGAAGAAGGUUUGGUGAAUCAUUAUAAGUACCAAGCGUGGGAUGAGUUUAAGAACAAGUUUAGGAGGAGAGUUUCAGCUUAUGUUGUGGAUUGGAGACAGAAUGUGAAUCUCAAUUCUCAAGAUAGGACACCUGGGUUGGGUUUUGAGGCUGUUGAACCUAAAGAUUGGACAGAGAGGUUUUGUGAAGUUAAAGAUGAAAGGUUGAAAAUGUUGACUCGUGAAUGGUUUGGAUCGUUCACGCCUAAUGGGUAUAGAAUGGCUUGGCAAACUAGAUGA
Messenger RNA from Lathyrus sativus (Indian pea), 1959 nucleotides. The record is from the annotation of a GenBank genome assembly. Lineage: Eukaryota; Viridiplantae; Streptophyta; Magnoliopsida; Fabales; Fabaceae.